Messenger RNA from Musa acuminata subsp. malaccensis (wild Malaysian banana), 2201 nucleotides. The record is from RefSeq and is a predicted model, not a curated record. NCBI's taxonomy places the organism in Eukaryota, Viridiplantae, Streptophyta, Magnoliopsida, Zingiberales, Musaceae.
ACUAGCAUAUAAAAUUACUUAAUGAGCAGAUUUUUUUUUUUUUUUUGCAUGUUAUGAUGAAAGGUUAGCUUUCUGUAUAUAUGUCAUUUUAUGAACAUUACAUGUGCAUCUCUUACCAGUUUGUUGUGUAUAGGAUUCUUGCUUGGGAACUGCUCUUGCUUUUUCACCUCUUGAUAUAAAGCUGCCAAGGGUGGUUGUUCCUUGUUUAGUCCUGCAAGAAAUUAACAGUCAGCAUUCAUCCAUCUCUUUAGCUAAAUAAAAAAAAGUUACUUCUGCCUCCCACAGUAGAUUAUUUCAACUUUUAAAUCUCCAUUUUGAGCUUCAGCUUUCUUCCUUGGGUAGCUAUUGUUGAUGCCUUGAAUGAACUAGUUUCUCUUUCAGAUGUAUUCCACUCAACAAUCCCAGAAUGUUGUUGGAACAUCAACAACAUCCACUUUGAUGGCUCCCUGUGCUGCUGCAAGAGUUGCCCAAGAGAGCUCAGGAAACACCUGGGAUCCCCUGGCUGCAGUGGUCCGACAGAUGGAUUCUAACGAGGCACAUAUGAUAUCUUCUUACCACAUUAGAUUACCCCUAGACCAAGAAACAGGUGAUUUGGUUGCUGAUGGUGGUCUCUCAUCCUGUGACAAUGGAAGAUCUCAGGAAGACAAGAGUUCUUUUGCUCCCUGCCAUCCACAUGUCCCUGCAAGUAGCAAGCGUAUCACUGAGACAAACAUCAAAGGAAACAAGAGGAAGAGUCAAGCCGAGUGUGGUGCUUCAACAUCCCAGUCUCUAGAGGAAAGAGUUCAAGCUGAAGAACAGCAUGAUGUUUCAUUUGAGUCUGGCAAAGCUGCGACAGGGAAAGAUGGGAAGGAACAGAAGAAUGAAGUCAAACGAGGUGGCAACAAUCACAAGAAUGAUUGCACUCAUGUCAGGGCUAAGCGAGGUCAGGCAACCAACAGUCACAGCCUUGCAGAAAGAAUUAGAAGGGAAAAGAUCAGUGAAAGGAUGAGACUUCUCCAGGAUCUUGUUCCAGGGUGCAGCAAGAUUAACGGCAAGGCAUUGAUGCUUGAGGAGAUCAUCAAUUAUGUGCAGUCAUUGCAACGCCAAGUUGAGUUCCUCUCAAUGAAGCUUGCGACUGUAGAUCCAGAACUGAACUUUGAUCUUGAUCAAACUCUUUCUGGAGAUGUCCAUUCAUGCUAUGGAGGUUCAGCUGUUCUUGCAUUUGGUCCAGGAAUGAGUAGCUUCCAGCCUCAUUUGUAUGAAUCAACAUCACAAAGAGUCACUCAACCUGAAAUGUUCUGCACUGCUCCCAGUCCAGGGGACUUGCUGCAAGCCUUCCUCUCACAGACCAAUAUUUCUCAGUUAGGAGGUGCAUGGCAUGAUGAGUUCCAUUCCUGACGAAACUUCCACAGAGCUGAAUUUUACUAAUUCAUUGGCUGAGGGCAUGAUCAGCAGCUUGUUUCUGGUUCAUCCAUGAAGGUCUCCCAUUUUUUUGUUGGCAUCAAAACAGAUGAGUUAUACGUAAGAAUUGACAUGGAACUUUUUUAUUGUUCUAAGAGAAAAAGAAGUGGAUGAGUGAAAUGUGGCCUUUUUAGUUUAAAAUACAAUACCUACAAGAAGGUUUUUAGCAUAUAAAGGACUUGAAAACAAGGUUUCUGAUUUCUUAGUUAUCCAAAAUAGAGGUUUACAUUUCCUUCAUUAACUAUAAAAUUGAUCUAUACCUAAAUCAAUAAAACAACAUGAGAUGAUUACAAGUGUAAUCUCAAGCCAACAGUUCAGCUGGAAUGCUUUCCUGUCUCUGUUUCACACUCAUAAACAGGCGCAAGGUAUAUAUAUCCACUUCUAAUCACCAAAAGGAGUCAAAGGCUUCACAGCCAACUAGCUGACAUGGUUAACAGGUAGCAAUUGCCAAAUCCUGGAACCAUUUGAAGUCCAGGGAAAAUUCCAUCUCAUUAACCCUGCCACAAACAAUAGCAUGGAAACAAGGUGUUACUAGGUGCUUGUGCUCAAAUCUACUACCAAUUAAACUUGCAAGUGGAUAUGCAGCUAAUGCUUAUAUCACAUCAUGUUAUGACUUGAUUUUGUGUCGCCUAGAUUCAAUUAGGAACAGUAUGACCAUCAAAUUGAUUAUGUUACUGACCUAUGAAACUAUAGCACUAAAAGCUAGGUCUCAUGUAGAUUGAUCCUUGGAGUAGAAACAGGACCAUCAAAUCACAUUCUUU